AUGUCGGACAAACUGGAGGGAAAGGGCACUAAUGCCGAGCGACUGGCUGCUUUAGAAGGGGCUGUCAAUCACAUGCUCGACUCCACUGAAGCGCAUCGCGUGGAGGUGGCGGUACAGAUGCAAGAACUCACUAAGGCCGUAUCUGAUCUCAUUCAAGCGGUCAAGAAACCAGGAAAGAAGGGCGGAAAGGCCAACUAUAGCUCGUUUGACGAUUCUGGGGACGAUGAUGGGGACGAAGAGGAUGAUCCCGACGAUUCUGAUAAAAGCUCAAAUUCCGACAAUUCCAAACGAUCUAAGAAGAAGCAUCGGAAGCGGAAUCCCUUGCUCGACUGCCGGAAACUGAAGAUUCCGAUUUUCAGUGGAGAAGACGUGCAUGGGUGGAUCUACAAGGUCGAAAGAUACUUUGAAAUUCAUAAGUUUGGCAAGAAAGAUCAGUUACGGGCGGUGGCCAUUUGCUUGGAAGGGGCUCCAUUAACAUGGUUCAGGUGGAACAAUGCAAAGAAGCCGUUCCAGUCGUGGGGAAGAUUCAAACGCAAGUUGUUGGAGCGCUUUCAAGCGUCGCGGGAAGGCAGUGUCCAAGAACAAUUCUUGGAUAUCCAACAAACAGGAACUGUCCGGGAAUACGUGGAACGGUUCGAGGCCUUUGCGGGGCAACUCGUGGAUGUCUUAGAGUCGAUUCAAGAGAGCACUUUCAUUAAGGGAUUAAAAGAAGGGGUUAGGUCGGCGGUUCGAAUAGCAGAACCUGAGUCUUUGGCUCAAGCCAUCCGUAUGGCUAUUCGGAUAGACGAAAACACGACAGGAGGAUCAAGCCGGAGUGGAGUAAGUGCUGGUCCUCCAAAGAUGGGUCAGGGGUUCCAAGCAAAGACCAAUACUACCGUUCCAGUAGCUCAGGUGAAGCGAGAAAAUGGUAGCCCAAGUACGUUCAAGCGUCUUACUCAGACUGAACUCGCGGAGAAACGGACACAGGGUUUGUGUUUUAGGUGCGAUGGCAAGUUUGCACCUGGGCACAAAUGUCCCAGCAAGACGUUGCAGGUCCUGAUUGUGGACGAGGAGGACGACAAGAGAACCAACUUAGAACAUGCCCACUUCGACAUGGCUGAGGUAUCCCUUAAUGCGAUCAACGGUUUGACGCCCCCUCGGACGAUGAAAGUGAGGGGUGACGUGGGGGGAUUAGAGGUGAUUGUGCUGAUUGAUAGCGGGGCUACGCAUAAUUUUCUGUCGACACGAAUUAUUAGUCAGUUGGGAAUUACUUUGGGGGGUGACAGAUCUGUUGGAGUCAAGAUGGGUAAUGGGCUGAUGGUUAGGAGUCAAGGGGUUUGUAGAGGUGUUGUUCUUAACUUACCAGAGGUGCAGGUGGUGAGUGAUUUCCUUCCGUUCGACAUUGGGGGUUCUGAUAUCAUCCUUGGUAUCCAGUGGUUACGUACUUUGGGAGACAUGACCGUUAAUUGGGAGGAGCUAUGGAUGCAAUACUGGGAUGGAGAUCGGUUAGUGAGGAUUGUAGGUGACCCAACUCUUUCGAAAUCCUUAGCUUCUUGCAAGACUCUUUGCAAAAUGUUACAACAGGAGGUAGAGGGUUUUUUGGUACAUUUGACUGCCAAAUCAGAUGCAGAAGACCCACUAGCGGUACCGGCUAAAAUUCAAGCUAUUAUCGAUGCAUAUCAGGAUGUGUUUAACAUGCCGAGUGGUUUGCCGCCCAAUCGUAGCAUCACCCUUCAAGAGGGAACUUCUCCGUUGUCGGCAUUGGCAGCCACGAGUCUAGUUGAUUGGGAGGGUUUAUGGAAGGAAAUUGAUGAGAAUGAAGAAUUGGGCACUAUUAGGCGACAGCUACUUAAUGGCGAAACUAUGGCAGAUGUUUGUACAUUUUCAUCUGAAGAAGAUUUAAGCGGAGGAGAGACAGAUAGUACACUGAUGAGCCAGGAGCUGAAAGACACACUCAUACGUAAAUUUGGAGGUCGUAUAAGUUCCCUCAAACAAGAGUUUAAUAAGAAGAAAAAGAAAGGAAAGCUUCCAAAUGAGGCAAGACAAACAUUACUUGAUUGGUGGAAUUCACAUAUUAAAUGGCCUUACCCUACAGAAGGUGAUAAGAUAUCCUUGGCGGAAACAACAGGAUUAGAUCCGAAGCAAAUCAACAACUGGUUUAUAAAUCAAAGGAAGCGGCAUUGGAAACCAUCGGAAAGCAUGCAGUUGGCUGCAAUGGGUGGUCUUGCUGGGCAGUAUACUUAA
This is a messenger RNA of Lactuca virosa, 2223 nucleotides long. The record is from the annotation of a GenBank genome assembly. NCBI's taxonomy places the organism in Eukaryota, Viridiplantae, Streptophyta, Magnoliopsida, Asterales, Asteraceae.